Molecule: messenger RNA, 1255 nt
Organism: Linum trigynum
Lineage: Eukaryota; Viridiplantae; Streptophyta; Magnoliopsida; Malpighiales; Linaceae
Source: the annotation of a GenBank genome assembly
UCCAUCGUCAUUACAACACAAAGAAAGCAAGAAAGAAAAAAGGAUCCUCUCUUGUAACUUCCUUCUUUUCCACUUGCCAUCCGCGAAACAAGGGCGAAAAUGGAAGCUUGGACUUUCCACAACAGUUACUCCGACGAUCAGUUUCCAAAAUCGGAGCUCGAGUACUAUUUCUCCCCGCCGAAAUCCACGUCAUCAUCAUCUCCUCUCGACUCUUUCACCAGCUCCAGCUGCUGGGAUGACUUCCUCACGCUUCCCGACGAUUCCACUUCCCCCGCCGUCGAAAUCAUGGCGGCGGCGGCGGAAGAGCCGAUGAUCCCUGCCGGCGGAGCCGACUUACCGUUCUUCUCGCACCAAUACUCCUCCGAGUCCAACGACAGGGCAAGAGAGGAAGAGCUGACCUCCGACGACGCGGCGGCGCAGACGUCAUCGUCGUCGUCGUCGCCGUCAUCAUCAUCGUCGCCGGCGUACAGGGGGGUGAGGAAGAGGCCGUGGGGGAAGUUCGCGGCGGAGAUAAGGGACUCAACGAGGAACGGGGUGAGGGUGUGGCUGGGGACGUUCGACAGCGCCGAGCAGGCGGCGAUGGCCUACGACCAGGCCGCAUUCGCCGUCCGGGGACCCAUGGCGGUGCUCAACUUCCCGGUGGAGAGGGUGAGGGAGUCGCUGGAAGGGAUGAACUGCGGCGGCGGCGGGAUGUUCGACGAUCAAAAAGCCGACGCCGGGUGCUCGCCGGUGCUGGCCCUGAAGCGCCGCCACUCCGUCCGGAGAAAGUCAACGUGUAAGAAGAGCAAGGACCGGCGCCCGGCGCCGGGGAAGCAGCUGUUGGGAGGUGCCGCUACGACAGCGACGGCGGCGGCGGGGCAGAGCAAUGUGGUGGUGCUAGAGGAUCUAGGAGCGGACUAUUUGGAGGAAUUGUUGAGGGCUUGUACCGACAACCAUCGCUAGAUUUCCGGAAUUAUUCACCUGCGGAAACGGGAAAAAACAAUCCCGGAGAAAAACAACAACUACAACUGGAUAUAUAGAAUAGAAGAAGGGGAAAAAAAAUUGGUUUAUUUUUGUGAAUUCUAUGUUUCAUUUUUUCUUUUCCUGCGAGCACCACGUAAAAAUGUUCUGGCAUGACUGCACGUGGACGGGUCACCUACUACUCUGGUCUAAAUCCCACCAAGACACCAGAAUUAGCGAUUUCUAGUUUUUUUCUUUCCACUUUUGGUUGUCUUCUUUACUUUGGUAAGAACAGAAAUAAUACGUACCAUUGGUU